Molecule: messenger RNA, 2739 nt
Organism: Brachypodium distachyon (stiff brome)
Lineage: Eukaryota; Viridiplantae; Streptophyta; Magnoliopsida; Poales; Poaceae
Product: formate--tetrahydrofolate ligase
Exons: 5
Coding region: 361-2529 (722 amino acids)
Molecular function (GO): ATP binding; formate-tetrahydrofolate ligase activity
Source: RefSeq, a predicted model, not a curated record
UUCCUGCGGCAAACGCAAGCGAAGUCGCCUACAAAAAAUGGAGAGACUUGGCUGAUGGCUCAGGCAUUUGGAGAAGCAGCAUCGCGCACAUCCACAGCUCUGCAAGAACCCUAUCUUCUCCCCUGGAUUGCAGCCCAUCAUCCAUCCGUCCAAUCCCAGAUAAGACACCCCCACAAAACCCCGUCCGGCAUCCGUACCCAAACACCCUAAAAUGCUUCUCAUUGUCUGAUGAAUUCGGGAAGGAAGGAGAAGAUUGUAGCAGAGUUGUAGGCAUAGUUUGUUUGCGGCGGUGAUAUAGUUUGAGAAGGUAGCAGGGGUUAAUUCUAGGUUUUUUUGCAAGUCCUAUUUGGUUGCCGUGCCAUGGAUCUGCCUGCCCCACCAACCAAUUAUCCGAAAACUUUAUCCUCCAUUAUCUUAAGCCGCCGUCGUCCCGACGCUGAGAGGAGGCCGCCAGGGGCGAGAAUAAACAAGUGCGCAAGCCAGCGACUCGUCUCGCCUCCACCACUCCCUCUACACCACUCCCUGCUGCUUCGACCCGACCCGCCCGGGCGCGAGCGAUCCGUCGUCGUGAGAUCCAGCACCGUCGCCGCGCCGCAGUUGGUGCCUCCGAUGACGACGCCGAGCCCGAACCCGACGAUCCGGAGGCUUGAUGUGGCCUCGCCGGUGCCGGCGGACAUCGACAUCGCCAACGCCGUCGACCCGCUUCCCAUCGCCGACAUCGCCGCCGAGCUCGGCAUCCCUCCCGAGCAUUACGAUCUCUACGGGAAGUACAAGGCCAAGGUGCUUCUGUCGGUUCUUGAUGAGCUGAAGGGGCAGCAGGACGGCUACUACGUGGUGGUCGGCGGCAUCACGCCGACACCGCUCGGGGAGGGCAAGUCAACGACUACCGUCGGCCUCUGCCAGGCACUGGGGGCGUUUCUUGACAAAAAGGUUGUCACUUGCGUCCGUCAACCAUCACAAGGACCUACCUUUGGUAUCAAGGGGGGUGCUGCUGGAGGUGGCUACAGCCAAGUUAUACCCAUGGAUGAGUUCAAUCUCCAUAUGACCGGAGAUAUCCAUGCAAUUACAGCUGCAAACAAUCUUCUUGCUGCUGCUAUCGAUACAAGGAUUUUCCAUGAAGCUUCUCAAUCAGACAAAGCUCUGUUCAAUAGAUUGUGUCCACCUAACAAAGAAGGCAAGAGGCGCUUUGCUGAUGUAAUGCUCAGACGCCUGAUUAAGCUUGGCAUCUCAAAGACAGAUCCCAAUGAGCUAACAGCGGAAGAAGUUAGACGUUUUGCAAGGCUUGAUAUUGACCCUGCAUCCAUUACUUGGAGACGGGUAAUGGAUGUGAAUGAUCGCUUCUUGAGGAAAAUCAGUGUUGGACAAGGCCCUGAAGAAAAAGGUAUGGUGAGAGAGACAGGCUUUGACAUAUCAGUGGCAAGCGAGAUAAUGGCUGUAUUAGCUCUGACAACUUCCCUUGCUGAUAUGAGGGAAAGGCUUGGAAGAAUGGUGAUAGGGAACAGCAAGUCGGGUGAGCCAGUUACAGCUGAUGAUCUUGGUCUCGGAGGUGCCCUGACUGUCCUAAUGAAAGAUGCUAUUCAUCCUACCCUAAUGCAAACUCUUGAAGGCACUCCGGUUUUGGUGCAUGCUGGACCUUUUGCUAACAUUGCUCAUGGGAACUCUUCAAUAGUUGCUGAUAAGAUUGCCUUGAAGCUGGUUGGGAAGGGUGGCUUUGUUGUUACAGAGGCAGGUUUUGGUGCUGAUAUUGGAACUGAGAAAUUCAUGGAUAUAAAGUGUCGGUAUAGUGGAUUGGCACCACAGUGUGCUAUUAUUGUGGCCACAAUUAGGGCUCUUAAAAUGCAUGGAGGGGGGCCAGAUGUUGUGGCUGGAAAGCCUUUAGAUCAUGCAUAUGUGAGUGAAAAUGUGGCUCUUGUUGAAGCUGGAUGUGUCAAUCUUGCUAAGCACAUCUCAAACACAAAGAGUUAUGGUGUCAAUGUUGUUGUUGCAAUCAACAAAUUUGCAUCAGACACUGAAGCUGAAAUGGAGGUGGUGAGAAAUGCGGCUAUGGCGGCUGGUGCUUUUGAUGCUGUCGUCUGCUCCCACCAUGCACAUGGUGGUAAAGGAGCGGUUGACCUUGGACUCGCAGUUCAACGAGCAUGUGAAAGCCAAUCAGAGCCCCUGAAGUUUUUGUAUCCUUUAGACUCUAGCAUAAAGGAGAAGAUUGAGUCAAUAGCUAGGUUCUAUGGUGCUAGUGGUGUUGAAUACUCUGAACAGGCCGAAAAGCAGAUUGAGAUGUACACCAAACAAGGCUUCUCCAGCCUCCCGAUAUGCAUGGCGAAAACACAGUACUCCUUUUCGCAUGUUCCAUCCAUGAAGGGCGCGCCAUCUGGUUUUGUACUGCCGAUAAGAGAUGUGAGGGCCAGCAUUGGAGCCGGUUUCAUCUACCCGCUCGUUGGCACCAUGAGUACAAUGCCAGGUCUUCCUACAAGGCCCUGCUUCUAUGAAAUUGACAUCGACACAGCCACUGGGAAAGUCAUGGGUCUGUCAUGAGGUGUGCCCGCACCAUUAUCUGGACUGGGUUGUGCUGUUGCGAAAUUAGCUGUGUGCAGUUACAGUUUUGGGGACAGUUCUGGAGCGGAAUAAAUAAAAAGCCUAGUUGGCUUCCUGCGAUAGUGGGAAUGCUCUGUAACUUGAUGUCUGUAAAUUUGGUUGAACCUUACCCGAUUAAACUCUUGUUCCUGAUUUGUGCCCCAUGCUUGA